CUCACUCUUCCAUCCCCAAGUCCUUUUCUCUGACAGGAGAAUGAGGAAGAGGAGAAACUGGAAAGUUGGGAGCACCUUGGAAAGUUUUUGUAAAGUCUCAAUGAAAGCUUCAGAAGAGCCUUUCUAGUACUUGACUAAAUGGCAAAGAAAGGGCGUACAAAGGGCGAGAAGCCCGAAGCGCUCAUCUCCGCCCUACAGGCAGCCAAUGAAGAACUCAGGUCAAAGCUGACUGACAUUCAGAUAGAGCUACACCAAGAAAAAUGCAAGGUGAGCAAACUGGAGCGCGACAAAGUGCAGGAGGUAAAGCGAGUGCGAGAGCAGGAGCAACACCGCCACACCGCCAUGUUAACAGAGCAGCGUGCCAAGUGGCACGAAGAAAAACAAAAAGAGCUGCAGGCUCUCAGGGAAAACCUGACUCGCCAACAUGAGCAGGAACUGGCCCGUCACUCCAAAAUCAAAGACCAGGAGCACCAGAGGCUCAAGGCUGCACUCGGCUCAAUGCGAGAUGGCAGCGGAGAGAAGGUACGCACAGCACUGACCCUAGAAGCCAAGGAGGAGGCUCGUCGCUUCUUUGACCAGGAGCGAGUGAAGCUCCUCCAGGAGAUAGCGGAGCUGAAAGCUGCUAAGAAGCAGACUGACGAGGCUCUCAGCAACAUGAUCCAGGCUGACAAGAUGAAGGCUGGAGACCUCAGGGUGGAGCACCAGCAGCACCAGGAGCAGAUCUCCAAGAUCAAAUGGGACUGUGAGAGGGACAUCCGAAGACUGGUGGAUGAAAUCAAAUCCAAAGACCGCACCAUCUUUGCUCUGGAGAAGGAACUUGAGUCCACAACAGGGUUCUUACAGAAGCUACAGCUUCAGAAGGACGCCUUAGAUGAACAACUGUUUCUUGUCAAAGAGGCCGAAUGUGGCCUGGAGCCCAAAAGAGAGAUUCCAGGUAGAGCCGGAGAUGGAGCAGAGCACUGUGGGAGCCCAGAUUUGCGGAGAAACCAACGUCGCAUUGCUGAACUCAACGCCAGUAUACGCAAGUUAGAGGACCGAAACUCGCUGUUGGUUGAUGAGAGGAACGAGCUUCUGAAGCGGGUUCGAGAGUCAGAGAAGCAUUGCAAGCCCAUGUUGGAGAAGAACAAGCUGCUCAGUAAGAGGAAUGAUGAUUUGACGCAAACUAUCCAAAAGCUGGAGGAAAAACUCAAGAGCCUGGCCAAGGAGAACUUUGAGAUGAAAGAGAAGAUCAGCUCCCACCCUCCACUGAAGAAGCUCAAAUCGCUCAAUGAUCUGGACCAAACCCAUGAUGAUCAGGAAGUAGCCUUUCUCAAGCUUCAAGUCCUUGAACAGCAAAGUAUGAUUGACGAAUUGACAAGAGACAGAGAAAAACUACUAAGAAAAAAGAGGCAUAAAAGAAGCUCCAGGCCAAUCAAGAGACACAUCGUAGUGGAUACAUUCUUUGGCUAUGAUGAAGAGUCUAUGGACUCCGAGUCAUCCUCAGUGGCUUCGUUUCGCAUGGACAGAAAUCCUGCCACUCCUGAUGAAGAUAUGGAGGAGGGUCUCGCCAAUGAGGAGUCGGAACUGCGUUUUCGACAGUUGACCAGAGAGUACCAGGCUUUACAGCGAGCAUAUGCAUUGCUGCAGGAACAGAAAGGUGGCAUACUGGAUGCUGAGAUGGAAGCAAAGGCUCAGGAGCAGCUCCACGCAGAUGUUCUCAGGUAUAAAGCCAAAAUAGAAGACUUGGAGAAAGAACUGGCCCACAAAGGACAGGACUCCAAAUGGGUGGAGGAGAAGCAGCUCUUCUUGCGGAGGAAUCAGGAGCUCCUAGAAAAGGUGGACAAGCUGGAGUCAGAGAACAGUCGGGCACAACAGGAGCUACAGGAUUCCAGAGACCAGAAUGAGCUGUUUAGAGUCAGGAUACUGGAGCUCGAGGAGCGUGAGCGGAGGUCGCCUCCGUUCAACCACUUGAGGAUGCAUCCCUUCUCUGAGGGAAUCAGCGCGCUGCAGAUUUACUGCAUGAAGGAAGGAGUCAAGGAUGUAUGCAUACCAGACCUCAUCAAACUUCUUGAUAUCCUGGGAGACAACGGGAACUUGAGAAAUGAGGAGCAAGUGGCCAUCAUUCAAGCGAGCACAGUCUUGUCACUCGCAGAAAAAUGGAUCCAGCAGAUUGAGGGGACGGAGGCAGCGCUUCAUCAAAAGAUGAUGGAUCUUGAGAUUGAGAUGGAGAUGUUCUGCAAACAGAAAGGAUAUCUAGAAGAGGAGUUGGAUUACAGAAAACAGGCACUGGACCAAGCCUACAUGCAAAUCCAGGAGUUGGAGGCAACAUUAUACAAUGCCUUACAGCAGGACAAGGUGAUAAAGUAUGGUGAACCUCUGGAUGAGCUUCAGAGGGAUGAGCUGCGGACGGCGGUGGAGAAACUGAGGCGGCAGAUGUUGAGGAAGAGUCGAGAGUACGACUGUCAAAUUCUCCAGGAGAGGAUGGAGCUGCUGCACCAGGCACAUCAGAGAAUUCGUGACCUUGAAGACAAGACGGAAAUCCAGAGGAGGCAGAUUAAAGACUUGGAGGAAAAGUUUCUGUUUUUGUUCUUGUUCUUUUCUCUUGCCUUUAUCCUUUGGCCUUGAAGUCUUUGGCGUGUCCCUUAGAAAAGGUGACAUGUCCACUUGGACAUCUCAUCAGUGUUAUCUGUUUUUUGGACAAGCAUGGAACAGUUUGCGGGCCGGCGGCCACCCGCGUCAUAACAUCAGUGACGGCUGUAGGUGGACGUGUCGUGUGUUGACCCUGAACGUUCACAUCUCUGAUUUUCCUUCUUCUUCUUCUUUGGAUGUCUGGAUGCUGCCAACAAAGACAUUUUCCAAAUGCUGUUGGCGUCAGACGUCUGUCCAGACAGUUGGGAUCCACCUAACAGAAGAACGUACACGCAUACACUCACGACACGAUACAAAACACGCUUUGACAAAUCCAAACCAAAGCCUGUGACAAGCUGUCUCUGCCGUGCAGGGGACGAGUGUUCAUUCCAUCUUUCCACAGCAGGAAGAAAAAGAAACCACUCCUUUGUUUCUCCUUUAUAAACCAGAAAGGAUGUUCUUCACGAAUGCUGAACAGAAGAGAGCCAACUCAGGGCCCACGAGCGUGGAGGCUGUUUGGACAGAGUGGUCUCAGGUCAGGCUAUGGCGGCAAACGCCCGGAAAAGCCUCACACAGCCUGCUUGGUGCCGCCGGACGUCUCCCCUCCCGCCGUGCCCCCUACAGAGAUGGUGCGUGUACAGACACGAUAGCCAGGGGAGGACACUCAGGUUUUCCGCCACACACUUGCAUUGUCCACGCGGGAAGCGAUGUUGUUCAAAUCCUCCGUCCCCCUGCGCUCAGCCUGGAUCUCCAUAGAAAAAACGUACAGAUUGUGAAAACGCAUCUUUAUUCUGUCUGAAAAACCAGCUGACUGUAUGAGUUUUACUCUCUGGUUUUCUUCCUGGUCGUUACUGAUUUUUUUUUUUUUUUUUUUUUUUUACAGCUCCCAAAACUUAGACACUGUGUACUAAUAUUUCCACAGAGAGAAAAACCUCCCCCCUCUUCUGUACUGUAAUAUACAUUUGUUGAUAUGUACAUGAGUCUUAUUUCAUGUAGUGUCCCCC
Molecule: messenger RNA, 3611 nt
Organism: Thalassophryne amazonica
Lineage: Eukaryota; Metazoa; Chordata; Actinopteri; Batrachoidiformes; Batrachoididae
Gene: jakmip2
Product: janus kinase and microtubule interacting protein 2
Molecular function (GO): kinase binding; microtubule binding
Source: RefSeq, a predicted model, not a curated record